CACUGGCAGUUGCUGGGUAAUUUGAAGACUACUGUGGAGGGUUUAGUAUCAGCUAACAGCCCCAAUGUCUGGUCCAAGUAUGGUGGCCUGGAGCGGCUUUGCAGGGACAUGCAGAGCAUCCUCUAUCAUGGGCUCAUCCAUGACCAGGUGUAUUGCCGCCAGACUGAUUACUGGCAAUUUGUGAAAGACAUCCGCUGGCUCAGUCCCCACUCAGCCCUUCAUGUGGAGAAGUUCAUCAACUUGCAGGAGAACGGCCAGAGCAGCACUGACGGCAUGAGUGAGCGUGCCGUUGCGGAGCUGUGGCUGCAGCAUAGCUUGCAGUGCCACUGUCUCUCAGCCCAGCUCCGACCUCUGCUGGGGGAUAGACAGUAUAUCAGAAAAUUCUACACAGAUACUGCUUUCCUGCUAAGCGACUCCCAUGUCACGGCCAUGCUCCAAUGCCUAGAAGCAGUGGAACAGAACAACCCUCGUCUCCUGGCUCAGAUUGAUGCAUCGAUGUUUGCCAGAAAGCAUGAGAGCCCGCUGCUGGUGACAAAGAGCCAGAGCCUGACAGCUCUGCCUGCUUCCACGUACACCCCUUCAACCAGUUAUGCUCAGCAUUCCUACUUUGGGUCCUUCUCUAGCCUCCACCAAUCCAUACCCCAUCAUGGCUCAGAAAGAAGAUCUACUUCCUUUUCACUCUGUGGCCCAUGCCAGAAACCUCAAGAAAGCAGAGGACAUGUCUCGCCAGCAGAGGAUCAAACCGUCCAAGCCCCUCUGCUUCCAAUCUCUGCAUUAGCCGGGGACUCCCCCUCGACCCCAAAUGAGAUGAGCUCCAGCACUCUGACCAGCCCCUUAGAAGCACCCUGGGUCAGCAGCCAGAAUGAUUCCCCAGGUGAUGCCAGUGAGGGGCCUGAGUACUUGGCCAUUGGCAACCAGGACCCCCGAGGCCGGACCGCCAGCUGUCAGAGUCGCAGCAGCAAUGCUGAGAGCAACAGCUCCAAUUUGUUCUCCUCCAGCAGCUCCCAGAAGCCAGAUUCUGCUGCUUCCUCUCUAGGGGACCAAGAGGGAGGUGGGAAGAGCCAGUUGUCCAAUGUCCUUCGCAGGUCUAGCUUCUCAGAGGGGCAAACACUCACUGUCACCGGUGGAACAAAGAGGAGCCAUACUCGCUCCCAUUCGGAUACCAACAUUGCCUCCAGAGGAGCCCCAGGAGGCCCCAGGAGUAUCACCAUUAUAGUUGAAGAUCCCAUUGCAGAAUCCUGCAGUGAUAAGUCGAAGUUGAGAGGCCCCUUGUCCUACUCUGGUCAAAGCAGUGAAGUCAGCACACCCAGCUCUCUGUACAUGGAGUAUGAGGGCAGUCAGUACCUGUGCUCAGGAGAAGGCAUGUUCCGAAGACCAUCAGAGGGACAGUCACUCAUCAGCUACCUGUCUGAGCAAGACUUUGGCAGCUGUGCAGACCUGGAAAAGGAAAAUGCCCACUUCAGCAUCUCAGAAUCCUUGAUUGCUGCCAUUGAGCUGAUGAAGUGCAACAUGAUGAGCCAGUGCCUAGAAGAGGAGGAAGGGGAGGAGGACAGUGACCGGGAGAUCCAGGAACUGAAGCAGAAGAUCCGCCUUCGUCGCCAGCAGAUCCGCACCAAGAAUCUGCUCCCUGUGUACCAGGAGACUGAGUACGGAAGCUUUCGGGUCACUUCCAACAGCUCCCAGUUCAGUUCACGUGAUUCAGCACAGUUCUCUGACUCUGGCUCUGCUGAUGAGGUUGAUGAAUUUGAAAUCCAAGAUGCUGACAUCAGAAGGAGCACACUCUCAAACAACAAAUCAUGUGUUUCCUCCCAGUCCUUCUCUCACUGCUUCCUACACUCCACGUCUGCUGAGGCAGUGGCCAUGGGGCUCCUGAAGCAAUUUGAGGGGAUGCAGCUCCCAGCCGCCUCAGAGCUAGAGUGGCUUGUUCCAGAGCACGAUGCCCCUCAGAAGCUCCUGCCCAUCCCUGACUCACUGCCCAUCUCACCAGAUGACGGGCAGCAUGCUGACAUCUACAAGCUACGUAUUCGUGUUCGAGGCAACCUGGAGUGGGCCCCACCCCGGCCUCAGAUAAUUUUUAAUGUUCAUCCAGCUCCAACGAGGAAAAUCGCUGUGGCCAAGCAGAAUUACCGCUGUGCAGGAUGUGGCAUCCGGAGUGACCCUGAUUACAUCAAGCGGCUGCGGUACUGCGAGUACCUGGGCAAGUACUUCUGCCAGUGCUGCCACGAGAAUGCCCAGAUGGUUAUCCCCAGCCGAGUUCUGCGCAAGUGGGACUUCAGCAAGUACUACGUCAGCAAUUUCUCCAAGGACCUGCUCAUUAAGAUCUGGAACGAUCCUCUCUUCAAUGUGCAGGAUGUCAACAGUGCCCUCUAUAGGAAGGUCAAGCUGCUCAAUCAAGCCCGGCUGCUGCGGGUCCAGCUAUGUCACAUGAAGAACAUGUUCAAGACAUGCCGACUGGCCAAAGAGCUUUUGGACUCCUUUGACACAGUUCCAGGCCACCUGACAGAGGAUCUCCACCUGUACUCGCUGAAUGACCUGACUGCAGCCAGGAAGGGAGAGCUGGGGCCCCGGCUCGCUGACCUCACCAGGGCGGGGGCUGCCCACGUAGAGCGAUGCAUGCUCUGCCAAGCCAAGGGCUUCAUCUGUGAGUUCUGUCAGAAUGCGGAUGACAUCAUCUUUCCCUUUGAGCUCCAUAAGUGCCGGACCUGUGAAGAGUGUAAAGCGUGUUACCAUAAAGCUUGUUUCAAGUCUGGAAGCUGUCCCCGCUGUGAGCGGCUGCAGGCCCGGCGGGAGUUGCUGGCCAAGCAGAGCCUGGAGUCCUACAUGUCAGACUCUGAGGAAGAACCCACCAAGGCCUUGGCCCUGGAGGCCGCCAUCCUGGAGACCACCUGAAGAAAGCACGUAAAGCGCUCUUCCUAGGGGCUAGGGUCACACAUAGUGCAGAACUGAGCCACCUUUUUAAGGACUUUCCCCACUUGUUUUUUUUUUUUU
Molecule: messenger RNA, 2988 nt
Organism: Lipotes vexillifer (Yangtze River dolphin)
Lineage: Eukaryota; Metazoa; Chordata; Mammalia; Artiodactyla; Lipotidae
Gene: RUBCN
Product: rubicon autophagy regulator
Exons: 20
Coding region: 109-2889 (926 amino acids)
Biological process (GO): negative regulation of autophagosome maturation; negative regulation of endocytosis
Cellular component (GO): early endosome; late endosome
Molecular function (GO): phosphatidylinositol phosphate binding
Source: RefSeq, a predicted model, not a curated record